AUGGCAGUGCCGGGGGUCUCGGGGGUCUCGGGGGUCUCGGUGGGGGGCCGCUCCUUCUCGGCGGCGGACUACCUGGUGUUCGGCGUCAUGCUGGCCGUGUCGGCCGCCAUCGGGGUCUACCACGCCUGGGCGGACCGGGGCCGGAGCAGCUCCGAGGAGUUCCUGACGGGGGGCCGCCGGCUGACGGCGCUGCCGGUGUCCCUGUCCCUGACCGCCAGCUUCAUGUCGGCCAUCACCAUGCUGUCCAACCCGGCCGAGGUUUACCGCUACGGCGCCAGCAUCGUGUUCUUCGGCGUGUCGUACGCGGUGAUGGUUCUGGUCACGUCUGAGAUCUUCAUCCCCCUCUUCUACAAGCUGUCCGUGGCCAGCACCUACGAGUAUCUGGAGCUGCGCUUCAGCAGAGCGGUGCGCCUGCUGGGAACCGUGUUCUUCGUGGCUCAGACGGUCCUCUACACAGGAAUCGUCAUUUACGCUCCAGCGCUGGCUCUGAACCAAGUCACCGGUAUAGACCUGUGGGGCGCCGUCGUCUCCACAGGGGUGGUCUGCACCUUCUACUGCUCAGUGGGCGGCCUCAAAGCCGUGGUCUGGACCGACGUCUUCCAGCUGGGGGUCAUGCUUGCAGGCUUCCUGUGUGUCAUCAUCGGGUCUGUGAGGCUUCAGGGAGGACUCGCGUCCAUCGUCUCGGACUCGCGGGACGGAGGAAGACUCGUCUUUCAGGAUUUUGACCUGAACCCUCUGAGGAGACACACCUUCUGGACCAUCACCGUCGGAGGCUCGUUUCUCUGGAUCAGCAUCUAUGGCAUCAACCAGUCCCAGGUCCAGAGAUACCUGUCCUGUAGGACCAUGAGCCACGCCCGAUACUCCCUGUACAUCAACCUGCUGGGCCUGUGGCUCGUCCUGCUCUGCUCCGUGUUUUCGGGGGUCUGUCUCUACUCGGUGUAUCAAAGCUGUGACCCGUGGACCACGGGGCGGGUCGCUGCGCCUGACCAGCUGGUGCCGUACCUGGUGAUGGACAUCCUGGGGGACUACCCCGGCCUCCCCGGACUCUUCGUAGCAGCGGCUUACAGCGGCUCUCUCAGCACGGUGUCUUCGAGCAUCAACGCCCUGGCCACGGUGACGGUGGAGGACUUCAUCAAACCGCACACACACCUGUCUGACAAGUCCCUGUUCUGGACCUCGAAGGGAACGAGUCUGCUCUACGGCGCUCUGUGCGUCGCCAUGUCAGGAGUGGCCUCGGUCAUGGGCGGGGUUCUGCAGGCGGCUCUGAGCAUCACGGGGAUCAUCGGCGGUCCUCUGCUGGGCCUCUUCACUCUGGGAGUCCUCUUUCCCUUCGCCAACUCUGCAGGGGCGCUGUCGGGUCUGGUGUCGGGCCUGGCCGUGGCCCUGUGGGUGGGCGUCGGCGCCCAGAUGUACCCCCCGCCCCCCGAGAUGACCCGGCCGCUGGCGCUCAACACCAGCGGCUGCAACUUCACCGCGAGCGGCAACUUCAACUGGACUUCCGACGCCCCGCCCACUCCGCCGGGCUCCGCCGCCGCCGCCGCCCGGAGCAGCAGGUCCGGCCUGGCAGACUGGUACUCGCUGUCCUACCUGUACUUCAGCGUGCUGGGAGCCGUCACGGCGGUCGGCGUGGGGCUGCUGGUCAGCCGGCUCACAGGCGGAUGCGGGUCUGAGGUGGAGUCGAGGCUGACGCUGCAGAAAGAAGACACCGUGACGUUUUACUUCUUCCAGCUGCUGAAGAACAGGGUCCUGAGACGAAGGAGAAAACUCCUCCUCGCCAGCGACACGCCGAAGAAGCUCGACAACGCCAACCCGGGUUUCUGCGACGUGGAGCUGGACGAGAAACUCCCCAGGACGCUGAGAUGAGCCCGCUGCUGCGGUCCAGCUUCACGGACGGACGUGAAGCUGCGAUGAAUGAGUGAAUCAUGUGUUUGUGGAGAUGUUGAGUU
Messenger RNA from Salarias fasciatus (jewelled blenny), 1946 nucleotides. Its product is annotated as sodium-coupled monocarboxylate transporter 1-like. The record is from RefSeq and is a predicted model, not a curated record. Lineage: Eukaryota; Metazoa; Chordata; Actinopteri; Blenniiformes; Blenniidae. Gene Ontology annotation, cellular component: membrane; extracellular exosome. Bases 1 to 1863 code for a protein of 620 amino acids. Gene Ontology annotation, molecular function: organic acid:sodium symporter activity. The transcript is spliced from 17 exons. Gene Ontology annotation, biological process: propanoate transmembrane transport; sodium ion transport.